This is a messenger RNA of Drosophila persimilis, 1447 nucleotides long. RefSeq lists its product as uncharacterized. Bases 172 to 1371 code for a protein of 399 amino acids. NCBI's taxonomy places the organism in Eukaryota, Metazoa, Arthropoda, Insecta, Diptera, Drosophilidae. The record is from RefSeq and is a predicted model, not a curated record. The transcript has 2 exons.
GGAGUGAGAAACAAAGAAGAAGUCAAGACAUGCCAGAGCUGGAUUUCGGCAAAGGAAAAGCACACACAAGUCAUUCGUUCCGUCAGUUCAUAGAAAACCGUAAAACAUAGCACACAUAAUUUCCUUUCAAUAUUUUUUUUUUAUUUUUUUUGUUUUUUUUUGUUCGGAAAAAUGUCAAAAAAUCCUAUCAAUUUCAAGGAGCUGCCCGUGCAGCCACCGCGCGGCUUCAAGCUGGAGAGCGAAAAGCAGACCGUCGCGGAGGCGCUAAAUUUCAUGAAGCUGGCUUGCAUGCAUCAGCCAGAGGAAGCCCAGAAGCCCAAGGAUCCCGAGGGUCCCACAGUGGCCGACGAACUAAAUGCUCGCCUGGCCAUGGUCCAUGUGCGCGAGAGCCGUGCCAAGCGCAUCAAGCGUCUGGUCAAGUUUCCCACAAUCGAGCAACAAGCAUUGUACAAGUUCAUCUGCGUCUGUCCCCGAUACCAUCCCUGUUACGGACCCUGCCAGCACACAGGCCAGAUCAUCAUCGACCGCGAUGUGCUGUCGCGCGAGGAGCACAUCUGUUUUUUGGCCACACCCAAGAAGGACCCGCUCUCACCGCAGCUACUUAAGCAGCCGAUUUACUACACCAAAAAGUACUACAUGCCUACGUGCACGGCCCGCAUUGAACGCCUGGCCGAUCCCCUGCCGGUCCGUGUCAAGGACACGAUCAGGAUCUAUAAGAAUGUUCUUGAGCCCCGCCAAUUGACCGCCCUGCAGAACCAGAUGAAGCCCAAGCCGCCCAUCGAGGUGAUGACCAUGGAAAGGGCCCUGGAGUACUUGGAGGAGGAGAUGCGGCAACAGCGAACAGCCAAGCAACUGCAUCGCCGACGCUGCAAGAGCCUGAAGAAGCGAAUCGUCGUGCGUCAACGCAACCAGAUGUCGAAGAUCGUAUGCGGGUUGUUCGAGGAGAUGAAGGAAUUUCUACUCAACGAUCAGUAUAUCGUUGAUGAAAACUCACCACUCUGUGCUGUGAUACUGGACAAGAUAAGAGAGUUUACUGACCAAGAGUUCUACACAACCAGUAACCUGCGCGAAUAUCAGAAGAUAUUGGCCAACAAUCUAACCGUUUGGGUCAACAAGUUCAUCUCUAACUUGAACAUUUACAUGGCCCCACAACAGAUCCCCGUCGAGCGACAGAUGAUGGCCGACGCAGAUCCGGAACAGUUUGUGCCUGUGUCAGACUACAUUUCGCUGUCCGAACAACAGGAAGAGAUGACCCACGACACCGGUCAUAUUGGCUACGACUUUGAGGACUAUGUCAACGAGGACUAUUUGACUGACGUACUCACAGCAGCCGAUACCGCCUCUGGCAUUUCACUGACAAGAGCCGAUUAAUCAGUUCGGUGUAGCUUACCCUUCAGUUGAGACCAAGUCAGCUCCUUGAAGACACCGUUGCUGUGGACCUUGGCGC